Molecule: messenger RNA, 2805 nt
Organism: Hydra vulgaris (swiftwater hydra)
Lineage: Eukaryota; Metazoa; Cnidaria; Hydrozoa; Anthoathecata; Hydridae
Product: ephrin type-B receptor 1-B-like
Biological process (GO): ephrin receptor signaling pathway; axon guidance; protein phosphorylation
Cellular component (GO): dendrite; plasma membrane
Molecular function (GO): ATP binding; protein binding; transmembrane-ephrin receptor activity
Source: RefSeq, marked provisional
AUGUUAAUAAACUUGGUUUUUAGUUUUUGCUGUGUAACUAACUAUAAUGGAGAAAUAGUUUAUUUAAUAAAUGAUUAUAGUGAUAGUAAACUACCUAGCAAAUGGAUCAAUAUACCAAAGUAUUUAAAAUAUAAUUGCGUAGAUAAAUGGAAUCUCGAUUAUUUUGAGUAUUGUUUUGUAGGCAAUUCAUUAUAUCCUGAGAACUAUUGCGUUUUGGAAUCUUCUAUUCAAAAUCUAAGUAAUGUCAGCAAUGUUUUCAUUAAUAUCACUAUAAAAACAAAAACAUGCCAAUAUCGAAAAAUUAAAGAACUUAACUGCUCCAAUUUUCUUAAUUUGUCAAUAAGUAAUGGAGAAAAUGAAAUUAUGCAAGUUAGUUUACCGGGUAUUACUGUUCCAGUAGAAUACCAAGAUCAGUAUUGGUUAAGCAAUGAUUUAAUUGUUUCUGAUGUUAUAAACAAAAGUACAAUCCAAUUAAAGUUUAUUUCUCAUAAUUAUUGUGGAGUUCUUCUUAAUGUGUCUGUUUUUUAUUAUAAGUGUCCAAAUAAAACAAUUCAAUUGGUUAAUUUUCCAAAUAGUCCAGCUCCAAGUUUAAACAACUCUCCAUUUAAAAUAAAAGGUGUUUGUUCUAAAAAUGCUGUUACUUAUGGGACUAUAAACCCUUACAUGAAUUGUUACUCUAAUGGCAGUUAUAUUUUGUUUGGCGAAUGUUGGUGCAAAGAAGGCUAUGAAAAAAAUGACCUUGAUUGUGAAGCAUGCAAAGAUGGAUAUUUUAAGAAUAAAGUUGGAAACAAUAUAUGUGAAAAGUGUAGUUUAAAUUCAAAAUCUGUACUGGGUACUUCAUGCAUAUGUAAUGAAGGAUUUUACAGAUUUCAGGGAAACGAAAAUAAUAGUGCAGCAAUAUGCUACAAAGCACCAUCUCGAGUACAAAAUGUAACAGUACAUAAUAUUACAGUACAAUCAGCUACACUGUCAUGGAUGAUUCCAACAGACCAUUUUGUUGACUAUUUCUAUAUAAAUUGCACAAACUGUCCUUCACAAAAUUUUACACUAAGACAUACGUUACAAACUUGCAUUUUUAUUGAUGGGUUAGAUUCAUAUACAAAAUACAAUGUUGUAAUAGAAAGCAGAAAUAAUGUAUCAGCAUUGAUUGGAAAAGUUAUUAGCACUUAUGUUCAAUUCAAAACUAAGAUAAAAGCACCUGGUUCAGUGCAAGAUGUAGUUACAAAUGUUAACAGUGAUCGUUCUGUUACAAUAAUUUGGAAAUCUCCACAUUGGAAAGGAGAUAAAAAGUUGAAAUAUAAAGUGAAAUAUAAUGGAAAUGAAUUUAUUAUCUCUGAGACACAUUACACAAUAAGUUCUUCUUCUACAGAUAAAUCUUUCACUGUUGAGAUUGCAGGUUAUUUUAUUGAUGAUGAUGGAAACCAGCUCAAUGGAUUUGUUUACAAAAAACUUAUUUUCUUAAAAGGUCAAAGUAAACUCUCUGCUGUAUUUGGUACAGUUGGUGGUGUGAUUGGAUUAAUUGCUAUAGUUAUGGUUGUUGUUUUGAUUGUUUGGAGAAAAAAGCAUCCUUUAUACUUACAAGCUGUCAGAAUGGAAGAUGGAACUGUAAGAAUAGAGGGAAAUCAUUUUCUAAAUCGUGGAAGAUUAUAUAUUGAUCCUAACACAUAUGAUUGUGUUGAUGAUGCUGUACAAGAAUUUGCAAAUGAACUUGACAACAAAAAUCUUGAAGUUGGAAAUUUUUUAGGUGGUGGAGAGUUUGCAGAUGUAUAUAAAGGAACUUUACUUAAAAAUGAAAAACGCAUUGAUGUUGCUAUUAAAAUGCUCAAGCAUGGUGCAUCUAAGCAUGAUCGUGAUGACUUCUUAGGUGAAGCUGCCAUUUUAGGGCAGUUCACUGAUUACAAUGUUAUUUUGUUACAAGGUGUUGUGUUUAAAGAAAAACCAAAUUUAAUUGUUCUUGAAUUUAUGGCAAAUGGUUCAUUGGAUAAGUUUUUACAAAAAAAUGAUAUGCAGUUUAGUAUACUACAACUUCUUGGAAUGGCGCGUGGUGUGGCAAGUGGGAUGAAAUGUCUCUCUGAGAUGGGUUUUAUACAUAGAGAUCUUGCUGCACGCAACAUAUUAGUUGAUGAGAGUUUUUGCUGUAAGGUUGCAGAUUUUGGAAUGAGUCGUAAAAUCAAUGUGGAUGAUACCUAUGACACUAAAGGUGGUAAAGUACCAGUUCGUUGGACAGCACCUGAAUCUAUUCAGUUUAAAAAGUUUACAAGCGCUUCAGAUAUGUGGUCUUAUGGUGUACUUUUAUGGGAAAUUAUGUCAUAUGGUGAGAGACCAUACUGGGACUGGGGAAAUUAUGAAGUUGUUGAAAGAGUUAAUACUGGAUAUAGACUACCGCCUCCAAUGGGUUGUCCUAAGGUUGUCCAUAAUCUUAUGUUGGAAUGCUGGAAUAAAGAUCGGUCUAUGCGACCAAGGUUUUCUGGUGUAGUGUCAAUGCUUGAGAGUUGGAUUCGAGCUCCAAACUUGUUAUCAGAGAAAGCAUUAUCUGUGGUCCAAAAAAAUGAUGAAAAAUUAGAUUAUACAAUUUUACAGUCAAUAACCAAAUGGCUGGAAGCUAUUGGAAUGGAGAAAUACGCAAACAAUUUUCUGGAAAAAGGCUUUGCAACUCCUCGACAAAUAUUAAAUGUUUCGUUUGAAGAUCUUCUUAAAUUAGAAAUUGAACCAAUUGGUCAUCGCAAGAAAAUUUACAAAGCCAUUCAAAACACUAAAGUUCAGAUUGAAGCUGUUAAAGUCAAUAAAUACGCUCUGGUAAAUUGA